AUGAAGAUGUUAAUGAUGAAUCUCCUCGAAUCAUUGCUGGAACUAAACGAAUCCUUCUCCCUAUCGCUUGUUGCCAUUUUCCUCAUUCUCUUAUACAGAUCAUGGUCUUUCACUACUCCUUCAUCAAAGAACUCACCACCUUCUCCACCAAAGCUCCCAAUCAUCGGUAACUUUCACCAACUAGGGUUACAACCUCAUCGCUCACUUGAAUCCCUCUCUCAACGCCAUGGCCCUCUCAUGCUCCUCCGUUUCGGAAGCGUCCCCGUCCUCGUCGUCUCCUCCUCCGACGCCGCCCGCGAGAUCAUGAAAACCCACGACCUAACUUUCUCCAACAGACCCAAGUCUGUCAUCUUCGAGAAGCUUCUUUACAACUACAAAGACGUGGCGUCGGCGCCUUACGGCGAGUAUUGGAGGCAAGUGAAGAGUAUAUGUGUUCUCAAUCUUCUGAGCAACAAGAGGAUUCGGUCUUUUCGCUAUGUCAGAGAAGAGGAGACAACAUCCAUGAUCAACGAGAUAGCAUCAUCAUCUUCAAGAGCGGUGAAUUUAAGCGCAAUGUUUGCGAGGCUUGCUAAUGAUGUUGUAUGCAGGGUGGCUCUGGGGAGGAAGUACAGUAGUACGGAUUUCAUUGAAGGUGGUCGGACUUUUAAGGAGGUUCUGUUGGAGUUUGGAGAGUUACUGGGAACGUUUAGUAUUGGGGACUUCAUUCCAUGGCUUGCUUGGUUGAAUCGUGUCAAUGGUUUGAAUGGUAAGUUGGAUAAAGUGGCUAAAGAGUUGGAUGAGUUUUUGGAUAGAGUGAUUCAAGAACAUGAAGAUGACGAUCGGCCAAGGAGUAGUGGGACUGAUUUUGUGGACGUUUUGCUUGAGAUUCAAAAGAGGAACUUGCUUGGUUUUCCUCUUGCCAUAGUUAGUAUUAAGGCUCUCAUCUUGGUGUACCUCGUGGAUGCUGUGAACCUAGCACUGAAGAAGGGAUAUGUCAAGUAA
Molecule: messenger RNA, 981 nt
Organism: Fragaria vesca subsp. vesca
Lineage: Eukaryota; Viridiplantae; Streptophyta; Magnoliopsida; Rosales; Rosaceae
Product: cytochrome P450 71A22-like
Exons: 2
Coding region: 1-981 (326 amino acids)
Molecular function (GO): monooxygenase activity; heme binding; oxidoreductase activity, acting on paired donors, with incorporation or reduction of molecular oxygen
Source: RefSeq, a predicted model, not a curated record